AGCAGGGUGGGGGGCCGGGGGGCCCCAGGUGGCCCUGGGACCCCCCCCAUCAUGAGAUAUUCAAAGCAAGUGACCAAUCCAUGUCCAGGUCCUGGCUUUGAAUGCUGCCAGGACCUGGGCGAAUAUAUCUUGAUCUCUCUGGGCCUCAUCAUCUCUGUCAACGUUGGGAUCAAUGUAGCAUUUCUGCUCUGGAGUCGCUUUGGGUGCUAUCUGAAACUUAAAAAAUGUUUUCAGAAAGAUAACAAGCGCAAGGUAGUCCCAUUCAUUGCCCGGAAAGUAUUCAUCUGCAGGCCUCCAGUACCGAAGCAGACAGAAAGAUGUCCUAUCUGUCAGCAGUGUUCUGUCUGUCAGAACCCUCCUGUCUGUCAGAACCCUCCUGUCUGUCAGAAUCCUAUUAUCCAUCAGAACCCUGCUGCCUGUGGCCAAUCCACUAAGAAUCCUGUGACUUCUGACCAGAUCCCCCCAGGAUCCUGCCACCGACACUCACUUUACUCACCAGAACCUAAACAACAUCCAAAUGGCAGUUUUUCCGACAGAGAUGACAGGAAUUUCCAGUAUCAGUCCCCUUGCAAUUAUCAAUAUGAGAGGGACUCUCCAAAGCCUUGGAAAUACCGGGAAGGGACAUUAGCUUGUCCCCCAUUGCCUGAUGACAAUUUCCAACAAUACCCAAGAAAACCUUCCAAGGUGGCAGAAGCAAAGUCCAAGAUGGAAACAGAAACUUAUGUGUAUGGUGUCAACCCCAUACCAUCUGAUGCUGAGUCCCAGAACUUCAAAGAGAAUGCAGAACUAUGCAUGCAUGAAUAUUCCCCCCAGCUCUUCCGUCGAGUUAUGCUCACCCCUCUAAGCUAUAAACCUAUGCCUAUGCCCUCCACAAGCCCUGUGAUGUACAGUGUCUGGGAAGAGGAGGAGGUAUGGGAAACAAAGAGAAGUACUGAGGGCCAGACCAAGACAUACCCUCCAGACUCUCCUGAGAAGCCAAGCCAGGACUGGGUGUACUACUCCUUGGAGGAGGGGUAGUAGAGAAUAAUAAAAUGGAAAAAUAAGAAAUAGGUUUAGUUGAUUUC
Gracilinanus agilis (Agile Gracile Mouse Opossum) is the source of this 1064-nucleotide messenger RNA. RefSeq names its product spermatid maturation protein 1-like. Bases 52 to 1017 code for a protein of 321 amino acids. NCBI's taxonomy places the organism in Eukaryota, Metazoa, Chordata, Mammalia, Didelphimorphia, Didelphidae. The record is from RefSeq and is a predicted model, not a curated record. The transcript has 3 exons.